Didymella exigua CBS 183.55 is the source of this 396-nucleotide messenger RNA. RefSeq lists its product as uncharacterized. Lineage: Eukaryota; Fungi; Ascomycota; Dothideomycetes; Pleosporales; Didymellaceae. Bases 1 to 396 code for a protein of 131 amino acids. The transcript has a single exon. The record is from RefSeq and is a predicted model, not a curated record.
AUGGGCGGCUGUCGAAGCAUGACCAUUGAUGUCUUUGACUUUCUCUGUGCUUCGCCUGAGCAUUCACUUCUACUAAAAUCUACAGCUCAGAUCAAUCUCUUACGAAUAUUAAAUAGAUCAAACCGCAACCAACAUCUAUCCAACCGUCAACCCAACGAGUCUUUCCCAGAAACAAAUAUGGUCGACAGCCGAGCGAACGGAGAUGCCCACGCCAGCAAGCGCGAUGCCAAGAUUGCUGAGCUCUAUGAGCAGCUCGAAGUCCGAGCCCAGACCAUCCGCGAAGUAGGUGAAGCCAAUACCUGUAGGGAUACAAUCAUCGCCGGCAAGAAGUCAGAAACAGUCCAAGUUCAGGGACCACGAGCUCUUGAGGAGAAGGUUGAUGACACCAAAGAGUAG